This is a messenger RNA of Caretta caretta (loggerhead turtle), 17490 nucleotides long. The record is from RefSeq and is a predicted model, not a curated record. Lineage: Eukaryota; Metazoa; Chordata; Testudines; Cheloniidae.
CCGUGUGCGGAUACCCCAGGUUAUCUGGAGUAGCCAUUGGGCUCCUUUGUGCAGCAGGCUCACGCUGCAUCCGGCAACGCUCAACCUGCCCCUUUAAGUCUCCGCUUUGUUUGUGUUUUGCGGUGUGGCGACUAAAGAACCCCAGCCACUUCCCCAUCGCCAUGGUAACCCGAUGCCAUGGGGACAGACUGCCCCGCCGCUGGGCCUCCCAGCAACGCCGCACGCAGCCUCCCCGGAAAAAGUGCAGGAAGGAGGAAGGGACAAAGGAAACCGCAGACACGAGGAGUCAAAAAAGUGUCCCCGAGGGAGAGGUGCCCAGGCCAGGGAUGCAAAGAGCCAGCCCAGCCCGGAGGAAGCAGCGAAGGGAGCUGCAGAUCUCAAAACUUCUCACAAGGGAAGGCGAGCAUCAUUAUCCCCAGUGUAAAGGACGUGACUUGUCUGUGAUCACACAGCAGAUCGGUGGCUGAGCCAGGAGUAGAAACCUGAUCUCCUGAGUCCCAGACCAGCAUCCUAGACCAUGCUACCUCCCAACUGCCUCUGCGGGUAGGUUCUCAAGUGGUGGGUCGCUGAUCAUUCCCAACUGUCACUGUGACCUGUUCACCGUAUGUCUGACCUGCGUGGCUCUGAGCUCAUUCUUUGUUCUAUUUGUUUGUAAAAUGUAGAAUUGGGAAAGAUGCACCACAACUUCUGCCUUCCCCACUCUAGCUGGCUAGUGCAGGAUUGUUUCUUUUGAUAUGUUUUCUAGUUCUUUAUCCAAUCUUGUUUAUGCUGUGUUAAGUUUAUGCUGUCCACUUUCCUUCUAGACUAUUCCACAGUCUAAUAAAUCUCAGCAUUAGGAAUUUUUUCCAGAUAGCCAGCCUAAAUUUUCCUGUUGUGAAUAUUGUCUCAGUAAUCACAGUUUGCCCCUUGUCUCAUCAUUCCUCCACUUCCCCAGUUUUUAAACUCAUCAAAUACAUAGAGAUCACAGAUCAGGUCAACACUUCAGGAAAUUAGGGCCAGAUUUACAAAGGUGCAGAUAAGUGCCCAGGGCAUUACAAACUCCCCUAAUUGAGUUAUGCACAUCACUCCCACUGACCCUGCUGGCUUUUGUGAAUCAUACUAGGCACCUAACUGCCUUUUUAGGCAUCUAAGUCCAGCAUUUAGGCACCACUGGCAUUGUUAAAGCCACUGUUCAGGUGCCACCAAACUUUGUAGGUACUUAAGUGCCCCACGGGCAUGUGCAAAGCUGCCUAAGCACUGAUGCUGCCUUACAGCUAAUGAGCAGCUCAGAGCCCUAGCAUGGGCCUAAACCCCAGCAGCCACAAAGCAGGGUUCUCAAAUGAAGGGAAAAUGCCUGUCUCACCAAGGAGACCCAUGCUUUAGCUUUGCUCUGAGCAUGCCUAACACCUGAUAUCUGCCAGACCCCACAGCAGGAGGGCCGGAUACAGGCCACAGAGACCCACACAAGCACAGCACAGAACCCACACAAACACAGCUGGGGAGCAAGCAGGUUGGGAAUUUUUCAGCUAAGCUUUUGGGAAAGGUCUGUGUGUGUUUGGGACACUCACUUUGAGCGGGGGAGACCUGGGUUCAAGUCCCUGAUCAGAAUCAGGCAGAGCAGGAAUUUGAAUCACACACAUCCAAGGUGAGAGCCCUGACCUCUGGGCUAUUGGUUAUUCUGGGAUCCCUCUCUGGUUUUCACAAAUGGGGUGGGCUACCUAAGAGACUAUCUGUCUUAAGUGUUGUCAGGGACCACGGGUCUCAAACCUGGUCCCCAGGACUCUGCAGAGCUAAUAAGCACUAACCUACCACCCCAUGGCCUGCUAACAGUUGUUAGGGCAGAAGCUGAACCCUGACAGAGGACUCCAGUCCUGGAACCUUUCUGGCAGAAUCCUGUGUUUCCUGAUUGGUCCACAGUGUCUAUAUAAACCCAACACAGGAACAGGACGUUGUCCAUGCAACUGGGAUCCACCCUGCUCCUGCUCCCCUGGCUUGACUUCCUGAAAUCCCAGCUUUCUGGCAUCUAUCUGACUUGUGGUUCUGAUCUCCAGUUUGUCUCCUACCUCUGAUCCCCUGGUUUCCUGAUUUAUCGUGGCUCGAGUUAUCGAUUCAGGAUUCUGCUCUCAAGUUUGUCUCCUGCUUCUGAAUGCCCGGUUCCCUGACCCAGCCGACUCUUGACUGCCAUCCCCUGACUGUGGACCCUGGCUCUGACCACUAGGUCUGGCUGCCUAUGACCUGGCCAUGACAGGUGUGUAGCUGCAGGAGAGGGUUCGUGGCUGAGGAUCCCAAGUGGAGGGAGGUGCCUAUCUUGGGUGCACCAGAUCAGCAGCUUAGGCUACCUAAACUGUCUUCCUCUAAGCCCCUUCCCUUUCCUUUGCAUUCCCUCUGUCUCUAGCUUAGGUGGUUUUCUGCUGAGGGCUUCUGAGCAUCCCUUUCUUAAGAGCCCCAUGCAUUGUCUGGGGAGCCUGGGCACCUAGCUCGGGGCUGAGAAUUCCACUGGGUGGCAAGGCACCUUUGUUGAAUCUGGGCCUAAGUCCCUAUGGGAAGAAUUCUCCCCACCAGUCAAGCCCCUGUUUACUGUGCCAGCUGCAUAAGUAGCCCUGGGACCCACUAGAGGGAAUCAUUGCACAGUCUGCCCUCAGAUGCUAUACAGAUGUCCCUCUGCUCAUCCUGGCAUAGGGACCAUGCCAAGGUCAGGGGCCAGAGGUGGGAGAGCAAGGGAAGGAGGAGAUGUUCAUGUAGUACAUAAUGCUGUGGGCAUUCCUGGUGGUGCCACUGCCUAUAGAGCUGUCCAGGGAGGCCGCCAUAACAUAACCCCCUCCAGCCCCAGUGCAGCUCAGCAUCUAGGACACAAAGGUGGCUUAAAGACUCCUCAUUUUGCCCCCAGGCUCUGAGUUCUGUUGUGCUGGGCUGCUAUGAGAUAUAGCACAGACCCUCACCCUGAGUUCUUCUAAUGGUUCCUCAUAAACUCAUGCUCCAACUCUGAAUUCUGUCUGCUCUGCCAAGGCCCUUCUAGUAUGAAAUGUCCUGACCUGCACAUGGCAUUCCAGGUGUGGUCUCCCUAAAGUUUAUUAAAAUGGACUACUUAUCUCCCUAUCCCAUGGUUCAGUGCACUUUAUGCAGCCAACAAUUUACAUAAGAAUACAGGAAUGGCCCAACCAAUUGUGUUGAUGUUCUCUGACACUGUCACAUUGCAAGAUCAUACCAACUUUAUGGUCCACAACCUCCGCUCCACCAGGCCUCUCUCACUACUGCAUCUUUGCAAGUGUCUCCCUCCCUUUACGUAUGUGUGUACUGCAUUUUUGCCCAAGAUUUAUUACAUGCAGUUUUCUAGGGUCAGCCUAAUUUUGUCAUUUUCUUUUCAUAGCUCUAGCCUUUCUAGAUCCAUUUGUAUUAUUUCUCAGUCCUAGACAAUGUGUGAACAUUUCACAGUUCACUAUAAUCAGUUUAGCAAAGACUUCAGCACACAGUUUCCAAGUGUGUUGGUUUACGACAGUCUUUUCGCACCCUGCACUCUUAACUACACACAAAACGCCUUACCACCUGCUAUGCUCUGUGGAUGUGCAAUUGCUUCCCAGUUAAGACACACACCUGCAAUGGGGUGGAGGUAACAGAAGUCUUAUGCUGGUCAGAACUCCAUCACUAGGGGUAGAGUCCUGCAGCUGUCAUACCAUCAUAUAGAACCUCCAAAAAUACUUCCAAAGGCUCCCAGCAAAAAGAGGCAAGCUAAGAUCUGAUAAUCAGAGGCAAGGUGGGAUAUUUCUAAUGAUAAAAUUAGCAGAAAACAUUAAACAAUAAAGAAAUUUAACACAAUGCUGCAUAAAAUCUCUAAAAACAGAUAGAAACCAAAACUGGGCAAAGGAGGAAAAUAGGACAGACGAAAUGGAAAAAGAUUCUUUCCGUAUUUCCCCCAUCUCUUUGUGGUGCUGUGCUACAGGUUUCGAGGACAAACUCUUCAGGGCAACAGCCUAUCUGCUUACAUGGCUGUAAAGCCACAAGUGAACUCUUUUUAAUUUAGAAACAGCAUCAGGGACACCUUUAAACUUUAAUCUUUCAGACUGAAAAUAAGGCAUAAAUUACCCUCUAUCAAAAAUUGCCCAUUGGAACAAUUUACCAAGGGUUGUGGUGGAUUCUCCAUCCCUGGCAAUUUUUAAAAUUAAGAUUGGAUGUUUUAAAAAAAAACCUGCUCUGAGAAUUACUUUGGGGAAGUUCUGUGGCCUGUGCUAUACAGGGGCUCAGACUAGAUGAUCACUAUGGUCCUUUCUGGCACUGGAAUCUAUGAAUCUAUUAACAUAAAGCCGCAGUAAAGGGGAAAGCCAAUCAUUUUGUUUAGUGACUUCCCUUUAUCUUGUGUUCUGUGAAUUGUAUAGCACUGAAGUUCGUUAAUACUGGGGAUGCUAAGGACCAUCCCAUCUCUCCCCCUCUGCUCCCCCUGGUAUUACUGGGACGCAUACCAAGGAGCAUCUGAGCACCUGUCUGGAAUGGUGGGAUUGCAGGAUGGAGUCUAGCUCUGGGUUCCCUAUUGCUUAGGUGUCAUGUUUGUCACAUUCAUUACUUAUAGUGUUGUUCACAAAAAGUCAUGGCCUUUGUCUUCCAAACCAGCCAGCUACUCUGGAAGUCUCUUUCCAGAAUUUGUGUAAACUGGACUUGCUAAAUUGAGUGGGGUAGAUAAUGGGAUAGUGAUCUGGGUUUUUGAAUAAUUUUUAACUAAAGUUAAAUGAUUCAAACUUGUACAGGGCCCACAUAAUUGUGGCCUGAACUGAAUUUUAGAUUCCCAUGUAUUAUACUAAUGUGUCUUCCUGUACCAGUUCAGAGCAUAUCUGUGGAGUGUUGAAUAAAGAUAUUUCUAGAUAAUUGCAGCCCUAUAAAAACCAUGUAAUUUAGGAAUGUGUAACAGGAUUUAUUGGAAGCCACUGGUUUAUUACAUUUCUGUGUCUCUUCUAUAUGAAUGUAGGUGUUUAAUGAUCUUCUUAUGCUUUUUAAAUGAUUAAUGACUGUUCUGUAACACUUUUCUAAUGGGAAAUACACUUAAUAACAAUUAUUAAAAACCUGAGUGCCAAGACGCUUUUAGAAUAAAAAUAAAAAGAUGACUCUCUUAUUUUUGUACUGUAGCAUACUGUAACAUAGCUUUCCCCAUAACAGCCACAAAGCCACAAUUUUCUGCAUAAUAGCCAACCAGCCUUUCCCCAAUGAGCGAUGGGGUUAUGGACAGAAGCAGGGAGUGGGAGGGAACGCUGAAUCAUUUAGCUCUUUGCCUGGCCUUGUUCUGGGGAUGCUGAGAUGAGCCUGUCAGGGAUGCAGUGGUUAAUCCUAUUCCAGGAUUUAGUUCUGUCUUUGUUAGUGUUGGAGAUGCUGAGAUGACCCUGUCGGGGCUACAGAGGACAAUCCUAGAUCUGGGUUUUUGUAGUAUCGCUCUUAGAGCUGGGGAUGAGAUAUAGAUCAUAUCCAGAAUUACUCUCUUCCCUCACUCCCAAUGGAAGGAGGGGGAUGUUGAGAAUAGCCUGUAUUGCUGAGGAGUGAGAUGGAUUUUAGCUCCAGGUUUUCCUUAUGCCCCUGUAGCUGCACAGAAAUAGCAGGAUGCUGAGAUUAACCCUGCAGUGAUGCAGAAGGUAUGUGCAUUUUCAGCUCUGGUACUGAUGCUGUUCUUGUAGUGAGGUCUCUGUGGCGCAAUGGACGAGCGCGCUGGACUUCUAAUCCAGAGGUUCCGGGUUCGAGUCCCGGCAGAGAUGAUCUCCAGGCAGGUGUCUUUUAUUUUGCACUCACUCAGUUACUGGCCAACCCAGCCUGGGGGCAGGAUGUGGAGCUGCACAAAACUGCAUCUGGGGUUUGCAGUGUGACCAGCCUCCCGGAGAGUUAUCAAGACAGCUUCCACCUGGUUUAGGUGGUCCUCCCAGUGACUACUGCAGAUUACUAUGUCAUCCAGGGCCUCUCCAGCAGGUGACCUCGUAUGUCCCCUGCCAGCAAGCCAUCAGCUUCGACUUGGCUGAAGGGAGCAAGACAAGGACUCGGUCCCCCGGCUCGAAGAUCCGCUCUCGCAAAUGGCGAUUGUACCCUUGUGCUUGGGCCUUUUGGGCGACUUGGAGGUUCUCCUAGGCAAGGAUCCCAGCCUGGGCAAGGCGCUCCUGGAGCUUAAACACAUACUGAAGCAACUCUUCAGCGUAGGACAGGGUCUGUUCCCAUGUCUCCCACAUGAGAUCCAUCAGGCCUUGAGGCUGGAGGCUGUAUAGGAGCUCGAAAGGCGAAAAUUUGGUGGAUGCCUGUGGUAGCUCCCGAAUAGCGAGCAGCCAGUGAGGGGUGAGCUGAUCCCAAUGGCGGAGCUCCUCAAGGGGAAAUUUCCAAAGCAUAUUCUUUAGUGCCCGGUUAAACUGUUCCACCAACCCAUCUGUUUGCAGGUGGUAGACGGAAGUCUGGAGCUUUUUGAUCCCCAGAAGAGCACACACCUCCCAGAGGAGCCAGGAGCCUUACUGUUGGAGAAACACAGGCCCAGUACAUGAUCUGUGUCAAGCUGUCCUAUAGUGGCUGAAGAGGGUGAGUACCAACCUCGGCGCAGACUGUUAAGAAUCAGGGCACAAACUUAAAAUUGGUUGUGAGUUCUGUACUUAUAUUUCACCAAUCAAGUAUCAAGUGUGAACUCCUCAAGCACUAUAACAGACAAUCACCUUGGGUACUCCUCUCUAUCUUACCACAUAGGCAAGCUUGCCUUUGUGACAGAUGGUCCUUUAUACCAAAAAUCACAACAGUAUUCAGAUUCCUCCCAGUCCCCAAGGACCAGUCACUUACCGCAGGUCAAUUGCAUCUUAGAGCUUACAUCAAAGACAACACUUGUAGCCAAUCCUAUAAUAAACUAUCUAAAAAUGUAGUCACCUUUGUCACCUUUGUCUGGCUUGUCCUUAUCCGUCCCUCCGCGCACGCAAGUCGACGCCUCACCACUCCAUUCUGUCGCAAGCACAUUCUUCCCAUUUCUGGCCAAAGAGUUUUGUCAUGGGAUCAGCCCAGCACGUUUUCGGUCUGCCCAGCAGUUGCUUGUGGUCUCUGGGGAUCCAGUCAUUGAUGCGGGUUGUCCACCUAUUGUCUUGCCUGCGGACUACAUGACCCGCCUAUCUUUGCUUUGUGUCUUACAGCGCCUUGCACUACAUCAGUCACCUCUGUAUGCCUUCUGAUCUCCUCAUUCGGUAUGUGAUCACGGAGCGAUAUCUUGCACAUUCACCUUUCCAUUGCUCUCUGGGUGAUGGCAAAUUUUUCUUCCUCCACUUUCAUCGUUGACCAGCUUUCUGCUCCGUAUAUCAUUGCUGGCAAAACAGUGGAGUUAAACAGUUCUUUCCUUUUCUUCUGUCCAAUCACGCUCCUCUCACAAGUGUAUAAAGUCUUCACCCACGUCAUAUUCAGUCGGAUUAAGAAGAAUCUUGAAAUGUACAAAAGGCAAGAACAAGCUGGUUUCUGCUCAGGGUAUUAGACAAUUGAUCACAUCCACUCAGUUCGGCAGCUCAUUGAAAAAUGCAAGGAAUACAAAGUACCGUUUUGUAUUGCAUUUGUCGACUACAAAAAGGCAUUCAACCCAAUAGAGGUUAACGCUGUACUCAGCACGCUCAAUGAAAUCAGAAUUGACCCAAGGUACAUUGACCUGUUGGAAGAAAUUAACCACAAUUGCUUGACAGAGAUAACAUUAUUCAAUGUUCCCUGCAUUAUUACUAUACACAGAGGAGUCGGACAAGGCAACACAAUCUCACCGAAGCUGUUUGCAGCAGUACUGCAGUUGCUGUUCAAGAAAUUGAACUGGGAAGAAGGAAUCAGAAUUGAUGGGGAACAGUUAACACAUCUUCUCUUUGCUGACUGUGUAAUACUGGCAAAGGACACAGCAGAACUGGAGAACAAAUUGCAGCAACUGCAAACACUUUCACAUGAUAUCAGGUUGGAAGUGAACACAUCGAAGAUGAAGUGGGUGCAGAAUGAGCAUUGUGCAGGAGGAAUCAUCACUGUAAACGAGAAAGAAAUCUCAACAAAUAUAUUUACCUGGGUCAGCAGCUGAGCAGAGACAACUUAUUCGAAGGGGAAUGAAGUAGGAGGCAAAAGGCGGAGUGGUCAGGUUUCAACAAAAUAAAGAUAUCUCUAACAGAUGAUGAACUGCCCAUUAAGAAAAGGAAAGAUUUAUUAACUAAGAAAAAUAAGUGAGUUAUUUACAAGGUUAAAGCAGGUAAACGUGUACACACACACACAAGAGUUACAGUUUUAGGUUCCAAAAGGAGGUAGAAGCUUCUAUAACGGACAAGCUCUGUAUGUCCUUUAGGGCUAGCCCAGGCCAAGCACAAGGGAACUUUUGCUUAUGCUUAAUAAUCCUUGCUCCUCAAAGUCAAAGCAGCAAAAAGAUAGUUUCUUUUUGUCCGAGGUUUUUAUUACCUUCCCCCAGAGUUCAAGCUGAUGGGAUGAGUUCACGUGCACAUCUCCUCUUUUGGGGUGGGGGGCAGGCUGGGGGGGGGAAGCAAAGACUUUUGUCCUCUGACAUUCCACAAUGGUUCAUCUGGUGUUGAUGGGCCUUCUGUUGUUGGGCAGGAGAUAACACCUCCUGUGGCAAACUAGUAUUUCACACUUGGUAAUGCAUCUCUCUUGACUGAUGGUUUACAGUUUCAGAGCAAACACUGUUACAGUUACAGAGUAAACAUUUAAAUAUUACCUUAUGCCAUAGGAUACAGAUAUUAAAUGUGAGGUUACUGCAUGCAGUAACUUACAAGCAUUUCAUGAAGUCUAAAUACAUUUUUAUAACUCUAUUUUAACAAUACUAGCACCCAAGUGAGCUUGGCUGGUUUUCAGCUUUGCUUUUGUUAGUGUUCACUUGAAGCCUUGGGGCCUUGGCAUGAACUGGCACCUGCUCUGCCAGUGUCACAGUCUGAUCAGCCACUCUGACACCUGGAAAACUUGUACCAGCAUCCGGCUGAUUCAGACAUUGCUCUUUUAGCUGCCCUCUCUGACCAUGGACUCACAGAAGUGUUGUGAAAGAGAGAGACAGGCUUGGUUGACUAAGCCAGACUCUUGUUUGACAGAAGGCAAGAGAUAAAAAAGAGAACUAAGAUGGUGAUGGAGAAUGACACAUGAAGGAGGGCGUGACAGCAAGAAUCAAAGUCUCACCUCCCAGGUGUUGUUCAGAAUUUAGCUGGAGCUGGUGGAGUUCAUGGUGUCACCUGAGUUCCUCUCUCUGGCCCAGUCUGGUCAAGGCAUCUCUCAGGAUCAGGACAGUAAAGAUGCCCAUCUGUCUCCGAGCCUAGCUUGAUUCUCCCCCCGUACAAAGUCUUUUUUUUAGGACCCCAAAAGGGCAGUGAUGGGUGGAAUAAUCCAUUCCAUUACUUUGUCCACCAAUUUGUCCUAAUUUGCAACCCAGUAAUUUUGAUUCAUUGAUUUCUGGGUCCACACUUCCUUUGUUUACCAAACAUGAUCUCAACACAAUCCUUGAGUUCUAUCAAUAGACUUUUGCCUGGGCUAACCCAGCCUUUCUGUCUCCCCUUCCUAUCUUUUUCCACCAACAUUUAUUGCUAUAGGUAGUGGGAACAUUUUAUAAACUUGUAUGCACUUUACCACAGUUAAACUCACAAAUGGGGUAAGCCUGUGUAACAGAAUAUAUACCUGUGUUCACACCCUACAUGCUAUUGUAAUAAUUCUUGUACAGGGCUGUAACCGUGCCUCAGUGGGUCACAACUGAGGAUGCCAAAUUCAGCACGAACUGCUGAGAAAUAGGGCAGCUACACCCCAAAACUGGUGGCUAAUCUCCUAUAGGAUAUACCAAACCAGCAACAAAAGUAAACUUCUGUUUCACCAUACUGGCUAACAAGAAAACAUAAAGGCAGUUUCCUCAGGCAUUCCAGUUCUUAUAUCACCACCAAAAAUACUGGAUUCAGAGAUGAAUGCUUCUUUACAACCAGUCUCAUCAAAUAAUAGGUUGUUCUGAUCCCAAAGGACCAGCCACACACCCAGGUCAAUAUAUAACUUAGAUCUUACCCAAAUAUCACACUGAUGCCAAUCCUUUAGUAUCUAAAAUCUAAAGGUUUAUAGAAAGAAAGAAAGGUGAGAGUUAAAAUUGGUUAAAGGGAUCAAAUACAUACAGUAAUUGCAACGUUCUUGGUUCAGGCUUGUAGCAGUGAUGGAAUAAACUGCUGGCUUAAGUCAAGUCUCUGGAGUACAUCCACAGCUUGGAUGGUCAUUCAGUCCUCUGUUCAGAGCUUCAGUUUGUAGCAAAGUUCCUCCAGAGGUAAAAAGCAGGAUUGAAGACAAAAUGGAGGUAUUUCCAGGGCCUUUUAUAGCUUUUGCCAUGUGAAGGGCAACCCAUUGUUCUUACUGUGGAAAAUUACAGCAACAAGAUGGAGUUUGGAAUCACAUGGGCAAGUCACAUGUUCAUGCCCAAUUUCCCUCAGUCAUUGCAGGAAGCCAUUACCUACUCUCCAGACAGCACGUUUACAUCAAAGUCCACUCAGUGUAGAUGGGUGUCUGCCAUGGUCCAUUGUCAACCAAGUGUUUCUUGAUGAGCCACUUAAUUUGAAUAGUCCCUCCAAGAUGUGCUGGCUAGCUACCUUGUGGGUGGUACCCCAGGAGCCAACAUUUGAAAUCCAGUAUAGAGCCAGUAUUUAUAACUUCAAAUACAAAAAUGAUACGUGCAUACAGAUAGCAUAAUCGUAACCAGCAAAUCAUAACCUUUUCAUAGACACCUCACUUGACAACCUUUCUACAAGAUUUGCUGCAAAUAUAUAACAGUGGUUGCAACAAUGCUCUAUAUGGUCAUAUUGUAAUCAGAUAAUGUCACAAAGGCAUGUUUUGUAAGGGGUCAUUUGAAAACUCAUAAUUUUCUGGUCAGAAUUGCCCUGGUAAAAUAUGUCUGACAACAUUGUAUGUGAAGUUAUAAGACUCCCCUGAAUGGUGUUAUGAACACAUGUUCCAAAACCUACAGCUCUGCCCAAACAGAAGCUGGCAAACAGGUCUGUCCUAGACAAAGGAAUGUGUGCUUGCCUUAAUUUGCAUUUGAGCAGUAAACAAAGUCAUCAAGCUUGAAGGGAAGAUAAAGGAAGUUCAAACAGGUGGAAACACCAGCAGGGAACAUGCUUCCACAUCAACUCAGUCUCCCGGGUCUCAGCUGGAAAUGUUUCUCAAGAGGGGAACUGAAACUACAAAAAAGAGGGACAAACACUCCAAGGCACACCUCUCUCUCUCCCUGCCCAUCUCAUUCACUGCACUUGAAGAUGUUGGGGACACUGGGGCAUGGCCACUAGGUAACUCGAGGGGAUGGAAGACCACGAGUGUCGAUGAAGCCCCCUUGCACUAGGCCCAGGUGUCCUUCCCCUCCUCCCCCCCCCCCCCCGCCUGGAGGCACUUGCAGCAGCUCUGCAUACUAGGCCCAAGUGUCCUUGGACCCCCCGCCUGGAGGCACUCACAGCAGUUAUGCUGAGGAUCUGCAACAAUAUGUUGCAGAGUCAGACUGCCUGAAACUAAGCAAGGCCAAACAGGGCAGAUAUGGAAGAACAAUGCUGAAUAAAGCAGCUUUAUGUAUGGUUUAACAAAUGAUACAGAGAACAAGGGAACUAGCUGGGAACUGGAUUGGCUGGCUGUAUGGAUACUUAGGGCAGCUUGCUAUUGGAUAAGUAUGCUGGAGAAAAGGAUGUAUAAAAGCCUGUGUAACUUCCUGCUCUGUGUGCAGGAUUUGAGAUUCUAUUCUCCCUGUACCUUUUUGCAGCUGCAAAUAAACUUUUCUGCUUCUCCACCCCGUUGUGAUUAUUGGGUGUAGCACACCGGGUAGCAAACCAACCUCAGCUGUUGUUUAGCCUCUCGGCACUGGGUGCCAGCAACAGCUUUUGGCGUCCCUGGGUGGGCCACGAGGCUGCAAUUUAGCCUUGCCGGGACCCCUCCUGGAGGUCAAGGAUUGCGGCGAGAACUGACGCCCGGCACGCACUGGUGAGUUCAUCGGGGGCCUCGGAGGAGAUGCGAUUUGAUCGACCCCGGAGGGCACAAUGGUGCAACGCACUCAUAUAGUGGAGAAGCAGUUGUGGACGACGGUGAGGAACCGGUCCCUUAGACAUAGGGGUGGAGCAGCUGCGGACGACGGUGAGGAACCGGUUCCUUGGAUAAGGUAGGAACCUUUUGAAAUCCGGAUUGUAUGCUCUGUUGGAACCUGGGGACGCCCAGAGUUACCCUGUAAGUAUGGGACAGGGACAGAGCUCGGGGGUUAGGGCACGGUGUACGCCCCUAGAAUGCAUUCUAGGAAACUGGAAGGUAUUUGGUGCGGAUCCGAUGACUAAGAGCCAAUUAAAACGAUUCUGUACAGUUGACUGACCUCAAUAUCAACUAGAGGACCAGGAGUGGUGGCCACCAGGAGGGUCAAUUAAUUACAACAUGAUCCUCCAAUUAAUUUUGUUUUGUCAGUGAAUGGGUAAAUGGAAUGAAUAUUUGUAUGCACAAGUGUUUAUGGCUUUAAGAAAUAGAAUAGAGCUGUAAUUCUGCAGAGUUGUAAUUUGACUCCGACUGGUUCGGUAGUAGCUAAUGUUAGUCCCCAGACCCCCACCCCCACUGUAAUGGCAGAGCCGGUGUCCCCUUCGGCCCCCACAGUGGGACUCUUAUAAGGGUAGGAUGCCUCAGGUUACAGAGAUUGCCCCCUUGGUGGGACUCUAUCCUUUGCUUCCCGAGACUGUUGUGGCUUGCCCAGGGGCAGAGGGACGUCAGGCUACCACUAUGCAAGUUUACACCCAUGUGCCAUUCAAUCCAAUAAACUUAGCAGCUUUUAAAACACAGGCUGGGGAAUUCUCCAUGAACCCAAGCAGGUUUAUUUCAGUCUUUGAGGGGUGCCUCAGUAGUCACAAGCCGGACUGAGACAACUGUAAUAUCCUCCUGAGAACUCUGUUGUCUGAGGUAGAGGGAUCAGGUUACACCUAAGGCAAAGGGAGCGUCAGCUUUCAAGCAAAAGAAAGGAAGCUAUCUGUCAAGUUCCUACCCCAAGUAACCGUAAGCGGCUCAGGGCAUUUCUGGGUAUGGCAGGCUUUUGCAGAAUAUGGAUCCCAGAGUUUGGACUGUGGGCUAAACCCCUUUACGACUGUGUAAAAGGAGCGGAUCAUGACCCCUUCUAUUGGACCUCAGAGGCUGACAGGGCAUUUAAAAUCUUGAAAAGGAAGUUGAUGGAAGCCCCGGCACUGGGCCUGCCGGAUCUCUCUAAGCCGUUUCAGUUGUAUGUACAUGAACGAAAGGGGGUGGCCCUAGGAGUGCUCACACAGCUGUUAGGAGCGUGGAGACGUCCCAUGGCUUAUUUUUCUAAGCAACUGGAUCAGGUUGCAAAGGGUUGGCCGGCAUGUUUACGGGCGGUUGCAGCUACUGCCCUAGUGCUUGAGGAAGCCGAGAAGCUAACUUUGGGAGGGGUUAUGCAAAUCUAUACUCCCCAUAUGGUCCGAGCUUUAUUGGAUGCAAACGGAGGGCUUUGGCUCACCCAGGAUCGGAUUGCUCGGUACCAGGCUAAGCUGUUAGAGAACUCUGAAGUCACCUUACAGCCUUGCCCCUCCCUUAACCCAGCCACUCUCUUGCCAGAAACAGAGGAACAAAAACAUGACUGUUUAGAGAUCAUAGAUGCCCAGUACUCCAGCCAUCCGGAUUUAAAGGAUGUACCCCUCCCAAAUGCAGAUUAUGAGUGGUACACUGAUGGUAGCAGUACUGUAAUAGAUGGGCAGAGGAGGGCGGGCUAUGCUGUUGUGACCCUCCAUGACACUGUGGAAGCUGAAGGUUUGCCUCCUGGGACCUCUGCCCAGCUUGCUGAACUAAGAGCCCUGACCCGUGCACUUGAACUGUCAAAAGGAAAGCGGAUCAACAUUUUUACUGAUUCAAAGUAUGCUUUUGGUGUGCUACAUGCUCAUGCUGGCCUAUGGAAGCAAAGGGAAAUGCUGACAGCCCAAGGCUCCCCAGUCAAGUAUGGGUCCCAAAUCCUCCAGCUCCUAGAAGCCGUACAACUUCCCUUGGAAGUGGCGGUGGUACACUGUAAAGCCCAUCAAAGGGAAGAUCAAGAUGUGCCCAGAAGUAAUGGUAGGGCAGAUAGAGAGGCUAAGCAUGCUGCCACCCUGCCAUCCCCUCAGAUUGAGAACGCCCAUAUGCAUGCCCUUAUCCCAUCAGUAGGGGAGCUUCCAACCCCUCAGUACUCUGGGGAGGAGAGAUAGCUAACUGACAAACUCGGUCUCCGGGAAAAGGAGAGAUGGCUCCAUUCCCCGGAAGGGAAAGUCCUCUUACCAAAGGGCCUGAUCUGGCCGGUGCUACAGAAACUACAUCAAACCAUUCAUGCUGGCAGGGAAGCACUUAUCCAGCUAAUGGGAAAAUACUUUAUCACUUCUGGACUCCGACCCCUGGCUGCCCAGGUACAAGCAGACUGCUUAGUCUGCCUAAAGAAUAACCCCCGACCGGAACAUCCUGUGCCACCAGCUGCCCUAGAACCCACUCCGGGCCCCAGACAAGUGUGGCAAAUAGACUUUACUGAGUUUCCCCGGACCCAAGGGUUCAAAUAUCUCCUUGUCAUAGUGGAUCGGUUCAGCAGAUGGCCAGAAGCCUUCCUAUGCCGUAAUUGCACUGCCAGAACAGUGGCCCUCAAGUUUGUUAAGGAGAUCAUUCCUCACUUUGGACUCCCCCGUGGAUGGAAUCUGACAACGGGAUACACUUCAUGUCAAAAAUCAUUCAAAGCAUCUCACAUGCCUUACAGAUCCCCUGGAAACUCCAUACGCCCUGGAGAUCGCAAGCCAGUGGGGUAGUGGAGCGUACCAAUCAGACCCUUAAACGGCAUCUCUCAAAAGUGUGCCAAGAAGCCUCACUGUGAUGGCCUGAUGCUUUGCCCCUCGUCCUACUCCGUAUCCGCGUUCUCCCUAAGGGUAGAUUAGGGCUUAGUCCCUUUGAAAUUAUGUUUGGAAGGGCAUGGCCUAUGAAUGGCACCCCGGUUCUGUCAGGGGAAUGGGAGCUGGGUAAUGGUUUUUUGUCACAGUAUAUGUGUUCCUUGUCUGCUGUUCUCUUGUCUCUUCACAGGGGUAUACCAAGGAUUCCCAGCCUCUCCCCUUGGACUCUCCCAUCCACUCCUUACAGCUCGAUGACUCUGUGCUUGUUCGUACCUGGAAAGACGAACCUCUCCAGGAAAAGUGGAAAGGACCCUAUACCGUCCUGCUGGUCUCCCGUACAGCAGCAAAGAUCGAGGGACACAAGAACUGGAUCCAUCACUCUCAUCUGAAGGCAGUACCCGCCCCCUCGUCAGCAGAACAGUGGACCAUCCAACCUGCUGACUCCUCAUCUAGUGACGAUCUCGGGCUAACGCUACUGUUUAAAAGACACAAAUAGUGGGCAUCUUAACACUAAAAUGGGCCCACCCAGAUACUGGAGACCCUGGGUUGGAAAGACUCUGGUGAUAAUUAAUUGGGUAACAUUGUUAUUCUCUGUAUUGGUAUUUCCAAACUGUGCAUAUCGGGAGCAUAACUCCUUUGUUUCGCUUGCGCACCAUGUUUCUACUUUAACAAACCAGAUUGAUUGCUGGGUAUGUGCUCCAACUCCACUGUCCCCCAAAACAGGAAUGCCCCUUGACAUGCUGCCCUUGACCCUAGCAGAAUUAGCCGCCACCAAAGAGCAGGAAAGAAUGGACUCGCCGUUCUGGAAUAAGACCUCUUUACAGCAAGCCACCUAUCAGGACCAGGAGUAUUCAGUUGCAGUACUCACUGAGGGAAUGUUAUGUUUUACCUGAAACCAAUCUGAUUACUAUGGGCGUCCUGUGGGAAAAAGCUCCUGUGUUAUUACACAGUGGGCUGAUGGGUAUUGGAUAAAGACCAAAAGGGAAGGCCACCAGUGUGGGUGUCAUGGUUCCUCCCCUUUUAGGGAAACUCUUACAAAUAAUCUUGCCACAAAAGAAAGGGUUUGGAAAUAUAACUUGCCUUCUAGUUAAUAUCUCCAACAUAGCAAGCCAAUGGUGGGUUUGUAGUGGUCCCUAUGGCGAGUGUAAUUUGAACGGCACAAUUAGAAAUGCCCCCACUUGUACCCAAUCAGGAGGAUGAGAUGCCCCCUUAGGGGCAUAUGAACUGUUUGGAAAAGCAGCCAAAGCAGCCUUAAAUAUCCCAGGAAUCCCCUUAAGAAACAGUCCUUACUGGGCCCUACAGGGUCACUAUUUUGUAUGUGGCCGAAAGGCUUACAAGGUGCUGCCAGCCAACUGGACAGGUAGCUGUUAUAUCGCUCAUGGAGUUCCUCAUCUGUCAAUAACUGCCACAUGCCCAAAGGAAAGAUUAGAAAUGCCCGAGACACCUCUGUUGGGUCACGAGAAAAGACCCUGCGGCGACUGACUACGGCAUUGGAGGGCAAUAUGAAGAAUUCCCUCACAACCGAGAAGCUUGUAGGGUGCUCUGUACUGGGAAUAGCGCCACUGUUUACCGGGCCAGCCAUAGCAUGCAUAGGCCGCUAUACUGUAAGGCUGCAAAUGGUACUUGAGAAAGUGGCCUUAGAGUUAGAGGACUCGGUUAGUGAUUUAGGAUCAGCAGUAAAAACAUUAAAUAAAGAGGUACAGCAGCUCAGGACGUUUUCCCUCCAAAACAGGCUGGUUUUGGACUAUCUCUUGGCAUCCCAAGGAGGGGUUUGUGCCCUCGUCGGGCCCUGAAGUUGUGUAUAUGUAAAUGGUAGCAGUUAUGAAAUCUAUGAAAAGGUGGUACAGGCUGAGGCCCAUGCCCGAACCGGAGCACAGGUUGCCUAUACUGCCCCAGAGAGCGAUUGGUUGCAAACCUUGUUUUCAGGCUGGGGUUUGUCGUCUUGGCUUGGUGGUUUAUUUAGCCUGUUAUUGAAACUUCUCUUUCCUGUAUUGCUUGUAUUAAUGGUAUUAUGCUGUGCAGUAUCAUGUGUCAGGGCCAUUUUGCAAAAGUUAAUAAGUCAUUCUCUUCAGGGCUAUCACAAAGUGCUUAUGCAAAGUCCUAUUGUAAAGAAAUAAGUAGCCCAAGUGAGAAAACUCAGAGCCAAGGCUGUUGAGUGUUCUCAAAGGAGGGAGUUGUUGGGGACACUGGGGCAUGGCCACUAGGUAACUUGAGGGGAUGGAAGACCACGAGUGUCGAUGAAGCCCUCUCGCACUAGGCCCAGGUGUCCUUCCCUUCCCCCCCCGCCCCCGCCUGGAGGCACUCGCAGCAGCUCUGCGUACUAGGCCCAAGUGUCCUUGGCCCCCCCGCCUGGAGGCACUCACAGAAGUUAUGCUGAGGAUUUGCAACAAUAUAUUGCAGAGUCAGACUGCCUGAAACUAAGCAAGGCCAAACAGGGCAGAUAUGGAAGAACAAUGCUGAAUAAAUCAGCUUUAUGUAUGGUUUAACAAAUGAUACAGAGAACAAGGGAACUAGCUGGGAACUGGAUUGGCUGGCUAUAUGGAUACUUAGGGCAGCUUGCUAUUGGAUAAGUAUGCUGGAGAAAAGGAUGUAUAAAAGCCUGUGUAACUUCCUGCUCUGUGUGCAGGAUUUGAGAUUCUAUUCUCCCUGUACCUUUUUGCAGCUGCAAAUAAACUUUUCUGUUUCUCCA